Molecule: messenger RNA, 2829 nt
Organism: Diversispora eburnea
Lineage: Eukaryota; Fungi; Glomeromycota; Glomeromycetes; Diversisporales; Diversisporaceae
Source: the annotation of a GenBank genome assembly
AUGGCUGUGACUUUACACGAACCAUUUGAAGUUGAUACAAAAAUUACCACUAUUGAAAACCAAAAUAAUUUAUUCAAAAUUGGUAUUACUAUACCUAUAGAACUUGAAGAAAAGGCACAAUUAAUUAGUAAUUCUUUCAGUAAUGGUAAAGGAAUUGAUGGAAACGGAGAGUUGAGCGAAAUCAAAGAAUCAUUAAAAGACGACGAAUGUGAUGAAAAUUCUUCUUCUAGUGAUCUGGAGGAUAAUAAGAAAAACAAAUUAACUGAAAAAAUUCUUAUCACUCAUCAAGGAAUAGGUAUAUCGUUAUAUAACGUAAAUGGACUUCAGUUGCUGAAUUGGCCUAUUCCACCAAAGUACAUCUUGACUUCACCAGCGAAAUGUAUAAUAAACAAAGGGAAAUGUUUAGUAUAUAGUAUUAUUCACAAUGAUACACCAGAAAACAUAGACAAUGUAGUUUGGCUAUGGAAAAGUGUUCUUCCUAAGAAUAAUAUAGUAGGCUCUAAUGAUAAUUCAGAGACAGUUGGAAGGUUUGAGAGACCGAUAUUUUCACUUGAAAUAUCACCACUCCUUCCGAAAAGAAUUAUUUUAAUAAAUCAAGGUGGAUCUGUUUCAAUAAUGGAUAAGAAUCUAAAGCUUAUGAAAUCAUUUUGUCAUUUUCCAGAAACAUCAAUAAUUAUUUUCACAUUAUUAUCAAUAACAGAAGAGAAUUCUGAUUCUGUUCAUCCAAAGCUUUUAAAGUUGAACUUCUUUUGGAUUGAUACUCAAAUAUCAAAUGACUGUAACAUUCUUUGUACUCUUACUCUCAAAACGGAAAUUCCUACAACAUCUAAUUUUAAUCCAUUAACUGGAAAAUUAUUUUUACUAGAAAAUUCGAUCAUUAGAUUGGAUGGAAUUCUACCGUUCUCUAAAAUAUCAAAUGAAAAAAUUCAAGAAAGUCAUGUCGUCGAAAUUGCACCACUUUCUGAAUCAUAUUUAGCACUCGUGGGAAUGAAGAAAACUUCUGAAUCAAUCGAUCAAGUAUUAACCAUAUGGGAUAUACAAUAUGGAACAAUACAAGCCGAACAUUUUGUCAAGUCAAAUUUAAAAGAUCAAAAAAAUGUUACAUCUAUUUCACCUUAUCAAUUUCAGCUUAUCGUCGAACCUAAACAUAAUUUGAUAUUGGUCUCGUUUAGUAAAAUGAUUCCAGGAAAAUCGAAUUCUUUUAAAUUAUCAAGUUUUCUUUAUCGAUAUAAUCAUGAACCCAUGACUUUGUUGAGUGCAUUGAAUCGCAUGAAUAGUACUUCCGAAUAUUUGAAUUUAGGUGAAGGAGAUGAAAAAGGUUUCGGUAUUAUAAAAUUUGGAUUUCACCAUGUUCUAGAAAAAAUAGAAAAACCCGUCGUAAAUGAUUUAAUUAAAAAUAUGAGAUAUUUACGAAAAUACGAAUCGAACUUUCUCAAAAAACUUUUAAAUGCAGAAAGAACCUCAACUCCUGAAAAAUUUUCGCAAUCAUUUAAUAAAUACGUACGUAAUAAAAGUUGGGAAGAUUUUAAAUCUUUUCUGAAAAAAAUAGGUCUAACAAAUAUUGACAAGUAUAAAGAAUUCGAGAAAGAUUAUUGGAAGAACAAUUUAGUCCCUUUAUUAAAAUCUAAACGUGUUCGAAGAAAAGAAUCAUCGAAAAAAGAGAAUAAUGAUUCUGAAGAUCAUGAAGAAGUGAACUUACAAUUAUGGCAGGAAUUAUGGAAAGAAAUGAAAACCAAUGAGGAAGAAGAAAUUAAAUCAAAACAUACUGAACGAAAAUUAUAUGAAUUUAUUAAAUCAGGUGAAAAAAUAAAACCAGAAUUAUCAUAUAAUUUUAUUCAAAAAAUUGUGGAUUAUUGUAUUUCACAAAAUUCAGAUGGUAAACCAAACAUGAAAUUUUGGGUACCAGAAGUUAUUCAAUACUUUAUUCAAAAUAACAUGAUAUCCAAUAGUAUUGUAAAAGGUGGAAUCGUCAAAACUUUAAUGGAUAGAGAGGAGUGGGAUUUGCUUCAAUUAGCACUUGUUAAUGUUCCUGAUAUACCUGAAAAAGAUCUUAUAUAUCUCCUUAAAUACUUAAUUUCAAAUGUAUCAAAUGACCAAAAUAAAAAAAAAGGAUUAUCUAUAACAAAAAUGCUUUUAUUGAUUAUCGAGUCACCACGAAAUGAUAAUAUGAUGAGAUGGAGUUUACGAGAAUUGACAGAAGGUGAAUUACUUGUUACGUUGAAAAAAUUAUGUGAUUGGAUUGAGAAACAUGAUCGUGCAGAUAUUACAUUUGAACCUAUUAGUAAGCAAAAUGAUCUUACUACUAUCACCACCAAACGAAAAGGAAAUUCAAAUUUCCAGAAGAUUAUAGAUUUUUUUGCAUUAAUUCUGGACAUACAUUUCACAUCAUUAAUCUUAAAUCGUCAAUUACAUCCACUUCUAAUUCGAUUAUCUAAUCGAAUAGCUUAUGAUGUAACAAUAUUUGAGUCAUUGGAAUCCAUGAGAUCUUGUCUUGAAUUAUACCAUAAAAAUAAUCUAAAGAAUGAGCAUCAAACCAAGAAGGCUGUAACUCUUUCAAUAGACGCAGAUAUUCCAGAAUACACAAUAGAAUUGUUUACAUUUUUUGGGGAUAAUAUCAACGAAAUUUAUAAUCCGAGAUUAGAUGAAAUUAAAAUAAAUGAAAAUGAACAAAAAACCUUUAUUAUAAAUGAGAUUUUAUAUAAUGGGGAAAUGGAAUUUGAUGAUAAAAGUGAUGAGGAAAAUUUAAACGAAAAUGAUGAUGAAACCAUGAAUGAAUUUUCGGAAGAUUCGGAAGAAACCAGCAUAGAAUUUAGUUAUGAUUCUAAUUAA